GGCAGGCUAGUCCGGGCUAAGGCAGAGGAGGAGGAGCUGAAGGCCGCAGCCGUGGCUCCCGCCUUCACGGAGAACCAGUCCUGCGAAGCCUCCUCCCACUCCCAGGCGGGCGGUGGCGGCGGCGGGAGGAGGAGAAGGAGGAGGGAGCGUCUCUGCCGCCGCCUCCUGGUCCCCAGCGCCGAUCUGCCGCCGCCACCUCCCUCAGCAGCGUUCCUCCCUCCAUGGUCCUGCAGCGGCCCCCCCUGUAGCCCGAGCUGCCCCGCGCCGCGCCAGAGCCAGCCCCGGUGGAGGGAGCGGUCGCGGCCUCGUGGCCCCCGUGGGCUGACGAGCGGAGAGCGCGGCGACGCGCCGUCCUAGAGGAUCCGCACGCCGGGCCCAGCAGAGCGAGGAGCAGCGGGCGGGCGGGCGGGCGGGCGGCGCCGGGCCCGGGCCGCCCUCACUCUUGAGCCCCGGCCCCGCCGCCCGCGCCGGGUCGGUAGCCCACAGAGGAAGGCGCCGCAGUUUCUGGGCCUUGUGGCCCCACUCAAGCGUCCUCAGCACUGAAGGCUCGCGGGUCCUGAGCGGAGAAGGCAAGCCAGGGAGCGGGCACCGAGCUCUUUAGCGCCCCCACCCCCGUUUUCGGAGCCCUCCACGCUGCGGCCGCUGUCCCCUCCGGACCAUGGCCGACGACGACGUGCUGUUCGAGGAUGUGUACGAGCUGUGUGAGGUGAUCGGCAAGGGUCCUUUCAGUGUUGUACGACGAUGUAUCAACAGAGAAACUGGGCAACAAUUUGCUGUAAAAAUUGUUGAUGUAGCCAAGUUCACAUCAAGUCCAGGGUUAAGUACAGAAGGUAAGAGAUGGAUUUCAAAUCUAAAGCGGGAAGCCAGUAUCUGUCAUAUGCUGAAACAUCCCCACAUUGUAGAGUUAUUGGAAACAUAUAGCUCAGAUGGAAUGCUUUACAUGGUUUUUGAAUUUAUGGAUGGAGCAGAUCUAUGUUUUGAAAUCGUAAAAAGAGCUGACGCUGGUUUUGUAUACAGUGAAGCUGUAGCCAGUCAUUAUAUGAGACAGAUACUGGAAGCUCUACGCUAUUGUCAUGAUAAUAACAUAAUUCACAGGGAUGUAAAGCCCCACUGUGUUCUCCUCGCCUCAAAGGAAAACUCGGCACCUGUUAAACUUGGGGGCUUUGGGGUAGCUAUUCAGUUAGGGGAGUCUGGACUUGUAGCUGGAGGACGCGUUGGAACACCUCAUUUUAUGGCCCCAGAAGUUGUCAAAAGAGAGCCUUAUGGAAAACCCGUAGAUGUCUGGGGUUGUGGUGUGAUCCUUUUUAUCCUGCUAAGUGGUUGUUUGCCUUUUUAUGGAACCAAGGAACGGUUGUUUGAAGGCAUUAUUAAAGGAAAAUACAAGAUGAAUCCAAGGCAGUGGAGCCAUAUCUCUGAAAGUGCCAAAGACCUAGUGCGUCGCAUGCUGAUGCUGGAUCCAGCUGAAAGGAUCACUGUUUAUGAAGCACUGAAUCACCCUUGGCUUAAGGAGAGAGAUCGUUAUGCCUACAAGAUUCAUCUUCCAGAAACAGUAGAGCAGCUGAGGAAAUUCAAUGCAAGGAGGAAACUAAAGGGUGCAGUACUAGCAGCUGUGUCAAGUCACAAAUUCAACUCAUUCUACGGGGAUCCUCCUGAAGAGUUGCCAGAUUUCUCUGAAGACCCUACCUCCUCAGGAGCAGUCUCACAGGUACUGGACAGCCUGGAAGAAAUUCACGCACUUACAGACUGCAGUGAAAAGGACUUAGAUUUUCUACACAGUGUUUUCCAGGAUCAGCAUCUUCACACACUACUAGAUCUGUAUGACAAAAUUAACACAAAGUCCUCACCACAAAUCAGGAAUCCUCCGAGUGAUGCAGUACAGAGAGCCAAAGAGGUAUUGGAAGAAAUUUCAUGUUACCCUGAGAAUAAUGAUGCAAAGGAACUAAAGCGUAUUUUAACACAACCUCAUUUCAUGGCCUUACUUCAGACUCACGACGUAGUGGCACAUGAAGUUUACAGUGAUGAAGCAUUGAGGGUCACACCUCCUCCCACUUCUCCCUAUUUAAAUGGUGAUUCUCCAGAGAGUGCGAACGGAGACAUGGAUAUGGAGAAUGUGACCAGAGUUCGGCUGGUUCAGUUCCAAAAGAACACAGAUGAACCAAUGGGAAUCACUUUAAAAAUGAAUGAGCUAAAUCACUGUAUUGUUGCAAGAAUUAUGCAUGGGGGCAUGAUUCACAGGCAAGGUACACUUCAUGUUGGUGAUGAAAUUCGAGAAAUCAAUGGCAUCAGUGUGGCUAACCAAACAGUAGAACAGCUGCAAAAAAUGCUUAGGGAAAUGCGGGGGAGCAUCACCUUCAAGAUCGUGCCAAGUUACCGUACUCAGUCAUCAUCCUGUGAGAGAGAUUCCCCCUCCACUUCCAGACAGUCCCCAGCUAAUGGUCAUAGCAGCACUAACAAUUCUGUUUCGGACUUGCCAUCAACUACCCAACCAAAAGGACGACAGAUCUAUGUAAGAGCACAAUUUGAAUAUGAUCCAGCCAAGGAUGACCUCAUCCCCUGCAAAGAAGCUGGCAUUCGAUUCAGAGUUGGUGACAUUAUCCAGAUUAUUAGUAAGGAUGAUCACAAUUGGUGGCAGGGUAAACUGGAAAACUCCAAAAAUGGAACUGCAGGUCUCAUUCCUUCUCCUGAACUUCAGGAAUGGCGAGUAGCUUGCAUCGCCAUGGAGAAGACCAAACAGGAGCAGCAAGCCAGCUGUACUUGGUUUGGCAAGAAAAAGAAGCAGUACAAAGACAAAUAUUUGGCAAAGCACAAUGCAGUGUUUGAUCAAUUAGAUCUUGUUACAUAUGAAGAAGUAGUAAAACUGCCAGCAUUUAAAAGGAAAACACUAGUCUUAUUAGGUGCGCAUGGUGUUGGGAGAAGACACAUAAAAAACACCCUCAUCACAAAGCACCCAGAUCGGUUUGCAUACCCUAUUCCACAUACAACCAGACCUCCAAAGAAAGAUGAAGAAAAUGGAAAGAAUUAUUACUUUGUAUCUCAUGACCAAAUGAUGCAAGACAUCUCUAAUAAUGAGUACUUGGAGUAUGGCAGCCACGAGGAUGCAAUGUAUGGGACAAAACUGGAGACCAUCCGGAAGAUCCACGAGCAGGGGCUCAUUGCAAUACUGGACGUGGAGCCUCAGGCACUGAAGGUCCUGAGAACUGCCGAAUUUGCUCCUUUUGUUGUUUUUAUUGCCGCUCCAACUAUUACUCCAGGUUUGAAUGAGGAUGAAUCUCUUCAGCGCCUGCAGAAGGAGUCUGAUAUCCUACAGAGAACAUAUGCACACUACUUCGAUCUCACAAUUAUCAACAAUGAAAUUGAUGAGACAAUCAGACAUCUGGAGGAAGCUGUUGAGCUCGUGUGCACAGCCCCUCAGUGGGUCCCAGUCUCCUGGGUCUAUUAGGCCCAUCCCCAGAUAUCUGACGCAUAACUGGGAGCCACCUCAUACAUGGAAACGCCUCUUUGUUAUCGACCUUGUGUCAGCAGGUCAUGGUCCCUAGAGACUACCUAGUUGUAGUGUGACCUACAUUUAUAAUUAUUGUCAUGUCCGAAUAGGUAGGAGGAGAAAAACAAUUACACACUAAUUUAAAGAGACAGUAUCUUUUUUAAUCAGUUCUCCUAAACUUUAAUAAAAUGUAUCUUUAAAUGUAUGUAUUAUUCAAUCCUUUGGAAUGUUAUAUUUUUGGAAAUCAUAGCCUUUUUAUUUCCAAGGCCCCUAAAACUGCACAAAAUAGAUGCUGCUUUCUAUAAUCUAUUUUAAUAAUAAUAAACAAUGAUUCUGUUACCUUGACUGGGGGUGGAACACUACAUUCUUUUUAGAGUCUGAUUUUAUGGAUUGGAAUAUCUUUCUUUCCUUUAUUUAUUUGAAAUAAUCAGUCUAGUGAUUACAAAACAGUCAUAAAUUUUUAAAGGCCUUUUUUCUCUUUCUUUUUUUUAGAAUAGUAUUUUUUUUAAGUCCUUUAUGUAACAUCCAGAUAAUGUGAUACUGUCUCUUUGAAGCACCCUGUAAACCUUUUAGAGAUUUGAAGUUGGGUCUUGACUCUUAAUGCAUGUGGACAGUCACGAGCGUUUAUGCUGUUGGUGUGUCUGUGUUGGACAAAACGAUCUGUAAUCUACAGCCAAGUACAUUCCGUUCACGGGGCACACCCAGGGGAAUAAAUAAAAUGCUAUAUGACUAAGUUGUAAAACCUAUGCACAUCCCUUGCAUUUUGGGCAACUUUAUAAAAAAACAAAACUGAUUUUUAUUAAUAAUCAUAUAGUGAAAUGUGUUUGUAAUUUUGUCUCAAUUUAAUUUGUUGUAAGGUGGGAGGGGGAAUUGCUGGUUUCACCAUUUCAAAUCUGUGUUGUCUGAGAGUAUUAAUGUUUUAAUUAAGUAAAGAAAUGAGGAUUUUUAAUAUGUAAUUGUUUUAAAGCACCCAUUUUAAGAGAAUAUACUGUGCAAUGAAGAAACCAGUUUAGGCAUUUGCUAUAAACUGAAUUAUUCCAAAAGAAUAAUCUAUAACAGCCCUGUAAAUUCCUUUAAAGUGAUAACUAACAGGACAGUUUGACCAAUUUUUUAAAAAUAUACUUCCUUUUAUGUGUUCAAUAAUUAAAUGCCUUUGCAUCCUUCAUUUCAUUAUAGAUUUGUUCAGAUAUACAGGCUGAUAAUCUUUGAGAUUUUAUUAUUCAUUAGAUGCUCAAUGAACCAUCGAAGGCCCAGGAGUGACUAUCAGUUGGCAGGACAACAAAAUACUCCUCCAGAGCACAACUCAAACCAUGUCUGGCUCCCAGAGCACACGCAGUGCACCCAAGGGCCACCAAUGUAUGAGAGGCCAUCUGUGGUUUUUCCUUCCUCUUGCUAUAUCCCUUGGCACAGGAGAAUCAUCUUUCCUUGUUGCUUUAGAGGCAUUAACCAUCUCAUCACCCUUACAUGAAGCCACAUCCUUCCAAUAUAAUGGAUUCAGGCUGCGGAUUUUCCGACUCUUGCCAGAGGUCAGUGGAAGGUUUUUCAUUAAAGUGUCAGGGUGUGUGAAGUGGUUCUACUAACCUGUAAUUCUUGAAAAAAAUACCAUCAUGUUUGCUUCUUGUCAGUUAGAUGGCCUCAUCGCUUUGUGCCUUGGCAGGAUGUGCAGGGUGUGUUCUGAGCUGAAAAGCCCCUCUUAAAGGACCACACAGAGAAUACAUUUGCAUAUUCCUUUUACAAUGUCAUCACUCCCCACCUACUCUUAUUAAAUGAUGCUGAUUUUUUUCUCUCAUGUUGUCCUUUGUCAGUGACCAGAUGAAUCUGCAACUUAGCAACAAGAUGUCAAGUGAACUGCUUCUGUUGGUGCUCCAUUAGCAGGGUGACCACACCACCAUACCAGAGACAUCCUGGAUGGAGAGAGAAACCUGGAGAGUUGUUUAGGGCUGUGUUAGGAUUGAUUUGAAUCUGUCUGAUGUCAAGUCAUUCCCGUGAUGGUACUGACCACAAUCCAGGCUCUUCUCAGUGUGAAAGGGCCCACUCUACCUCUUUAUCAAUGAAGCACAAAGAAAAAUACAACUAACAAAUGGGGAAGAGAAACUCCCUCUGGCAGAAACCUCCAUGCUCCCACUUGCCCUUUUAGACCAAAUCUCCAGAGAUGCUGACAAUGCCCGGCUUAAGCCACCCACCACAUUGAUAAAUGUGGAUCAAGCAGAGAAAGAGAAAAGCAAUGCUAAUUUAAAUGUCUGUGGUCCCAGAACUGAAAAAGCAUGAUAGUGCUGGUCCUCUCUUCUGAUCAUUUUAUGCAUUCUUGGGGAAGUGUAUGGAUAGGCAUUGUUCUUGCCAUUGUGUAAAUGGCGGAAUUCUUCCAUCCAGAACUCGUUCUAUCUGACUUCUCAGAGAGGUCACCUAUUCCAUUCCACUAAUACACGUCUUCUCUAAAGCAGAUCUAUCAGGAAACACUUAAACAUCUGAAUUCAGGGUAAUUUCAGUACAUUACUGCUGCCACUACAUUACAGUUGUCCCGCUAAGUAAUCAGAGAAAAUUGCUAAAAAGCUGCUUUAUUGCUUCCAUUCUGUCAGCAAAACCACCUUUUUUCCUUUUGAAUACCAGAGGAAAUGAUUAGGUUAUUAGAUUUUAUCACUGGUUAAAUCAGCCACAUUCUGGGGGUUCUCUGUCCUACCCCAGGCCCCCUCCCCACAGAAAAAAGAAGAGGUCUUUUUAAUGCACUGAAUUAUUUGUUAAAAAGAAGAAAUAUCCUGAUUUUUUUAUCAUAAAGCAGUAAUUACUUUGCACAUGCAGCGUAUUCAAUUUUAACACUAAAAAGGAAAAUGUCAGUUCAUCUAGAAGUUUCCCAGUGUCAAGUUAGUAUGGCAGCCCUUUAAAAUGCAAUUAAGUGUAUCUCCUGUCAGGUGAGAUAGUUUAAAAUAUUUGCUCAGAGAAGAAAAGAAAUGGAUGACCUACUUCUUGCUAUUCAAAUUCAGAAGGCCUCUUUCCUGAGCCCAUUCUAUUGGUGGCAGAGGAUCUAAAGAUGGUGCAAAGGCAUCACUGCACGAAGGAGGCAGCAAGUGCUCUUCCAUCCCCAAGUCCAGUUCCAUUUCGCACUGCUGGAGCCAACCAGUCGGGCUCAGGCUCAGUGCUGCAAUUGUGUUUGUAAAACCUUUGAUCUCACUACCACAGAGAAGAGUGGGUUGGUUUUGUUUUUAAAUUGCUUGUAGUUAAUUAAGGGUUUGAUUUCAUCCCUUAAAAAAGUGAAGCCAGUUGAGCCACCCUUGGGGAAGAUGAAUGGGAGAGAUGCUCAGAGUGGAUACUGCCCCUUACGGACAGGUGGCCCCAAGCAAUCUGUUGUAUUCCAUUAACGUGAUGUCCUUUUCUUCCUUUUAGGUCCAUCUCUUAACUUGGGGCAGAGAGACAUGCUGCUAUAGCUAGCAAGAAAAAUUCUUGAUUAAAAAAUUCUUAAUUAUAAUAAUGCCUCCCACACUGUCUCCUUGGCAAGAGGAGAAGGCACCGUGCAAUCGGCAUUCCAAAACAAGCCCCUAAGGUCCUCAUUCCUCCUCCUUGUUUCCUAUCAAGCUGGUGUAUGUGUGUAUGCAUUGGGGAGCUGGGAAAGGGUUUGUUUUUCUAGAACUGAGCACAGCCUCCUAAUUCCAUCCUCUUUACAAGGGCUUUGAUACUGAGGCUGAUUACAGCAUGCCAUAGGUUAAAAGGUCCCUGAGCGCUUUUCUCUUGUUCUAUGCCUCUUAAUUAAUUCUCCUCUUCGAAAGAUACUUUGCUUCUCGCUGCAGCUUACACAAGGGCUACAAGCUUUAAUUGUGAAUCAUCUUAUUUAAUAGAACUUUUCCUCUUGUUACCCUUUAGAAGUAAGGUUUUCCUCUCCACGUGGUGUCUUCAGUUACAGGACUAUGCCCAGAAGGUUUGAUGCUUGAUUGGCUUUGCCCACACUCACUUAUCAGUUCGCCUUAAACUUGGAGCAAUUGGAAGACUCAGAUCUUCCAGCUUAGUGAGAGAAGUUUAGCUGUGACAUGUACAGAAAGUAGAAGAGAGGGAGAAUAGUAUGCUCACCAGUCCACAUCCCUUUUAUCUGGUCUUUUCUCCACCACUCUUGGGCUGCAGAAGGCUGGCAGACCCAUCCCACAGAGAGAGGAGGAGGGCCUCACCAUCUCUAGAAGAGGCACUGCCAAAUCUUCGCUCCUGGGGGGAGUUGAAAAGCCAGAGCUCCCACCACCUCUCACCUAACUCCCUCCAUCAACUCUAUUGAACCUGUGCAAAUGGACCGAGCAAAAGAAAAUGGAAAGAGAUGUUUGUCACCACACAAGAGACCUCAUUUCUGGCCCCAAACAAAACUUCAUAUCUGUGUGUGCUCAGAAACUUGGAACUUUGCUGUCACAUAUGUAUUUAGUUCCAGUCUCUCUGGCACGUGAUGUAAGGAGUGUGUCAGCGUUCUCACCAAGAGAGGUCUGGAGGUGUGAUUACCUCAGGACACACAGGAUGUGCACUCUCUUAGAAGGAGGUCUGUUUGGGAGUAGAAAUAGGCAUUCCUCCACAGUGAGUCAUCCCACCUAUUGUUUUUCCCAUUUUGAAGACACCAGGAAUUAGAGGAAUUGAUUUGCAGCUCACCUGUGUCCUGGAAUGGCACCCAUGCAGGCAGGUUGUAGGCUGCAGGGGCAGCAAGCAGGGUGACUGAAGCAAAGGCCACACAAGCCUCACGUGCUCAGACCAGAGUAUCACGUUUAAUUGCAAUGCAGGUGCGUCGCCAUUCAAACUCAGUACUGGGGUUGUUUUGCAUAUAGUUUUGCCAAUGCAUUCUUUUUCUGUAUGUAUAAUUGCCUUUUUAUAAAAGGUUUUGAAGUAUUGUCUCAGUGAUAAAAAGAGAGCGAUGUUAA
Molecule: messenger RNA, 8358 nt
Organism: Phyllostomus hastatus (greater spear-nosed bat)
Lineage: Eukaryota; Metazoa; Chordata; Mammalia; Chiroptera; Phyllostomidae
Gene: CASK
Product: calcium/calmodulin dependent serine protein kinase
Exons: 26
Coding region: 659-3439 (926 amino acids)
Biological process (GO): protein phosphorylation; regulation of neurotransmitter secretion
Cellular component (GO): basolateral plasma membrane; cell-cell junction; plasma membrane
Molecular function (GO): signaling receptor binding; protein kinase activity; ATP binding
Source: RefSeq, a predicted model, not a curated record